Molecule: messenger RNA, 2661 nt
Organism: Danio rerio (zebrafish)
Lineage: Eukaryota; Metazoa; Chordata; Actinopteri; Cypriniformes; Danionidae
Source: RefSeq, a predicted model, not a curated record
GAGUUUCCAUGUUUUGUCUCAUUUUCAAUCAGUUUUAUUUCAGGGCUCUUGCUGGCCAUUUCAUUAUAACAACUUUUCAGCUUCAAAGAGCUGCUUUCCCCAUAUACUGUGGAAUGAGGCUCAUUGUCCUACAUGAAAAUUGCUGGUUGACAGGGCAAUGAAUAACCUAUUUUGAUGAAUAUAUACAGUCAUGUAGGAGACUCCUGCUGCAUAAAACAUCAUCCAACCAUGACACUUCCUGCUUCAUCUUUUUACGGACUUCAUUACAAAUUUUUGUUCAGUCUUUCCCCAGUCUGACCACAAGCUCAAUGUUUCCCAUUGGAAUAAAAUGAAACUUUUUUAAAGCUUUCAUUGCUAAAGCAAACUUUAGAUCAGUUCACACAAUAUGCUUCUCAGCAAAGGUAGUUUUGUGUGUUUAUUCAAGAUUUUGUCACUGCAGAAGUUUUAGUCUGAAUUAUCUUAAACACUGAGACACAGCUGAACUGACACGUCAAGUGCUGAAUGACUGGAGUGUUGAACAGAUAGCUGAUUGAGAUUAGCUGAUUUAUUCUGUCCUCGUAUGCAUUUGUCUGUCAUGGAUGAUAACAUUUUAGGAGGAUUUAAAUUGAGUUGAUGAGAUAGCAAAAGAAAAAAAAAUCCAAUAUUGCAGAAAAAUCUCAGAUUUGGUAUAUUCUAAGAUACCACAUUCUCUAGCAAUGGUAUCCCUUUGACCUUUAACAUUUAAAAUUUUGAGCUUCACUUUCUAUAACAUGCUUUAAACACUUUACUUACUCUACCCUUUCAGAAAAUAAUAAUAAUAUAAAAAUCCUAAUCAAAAGAUAAUUUGGCGAGUACAUAAUCAAUUUAUAGCUACCUUGUCAUACACUGGACUUUUACUGCAUGUUUUCCAGAGUAAUCAUUCAUAAUGCUGAGACCUGUGUGAAACUGACACUGGCCAUGAAUAUUUCUACUGAGUUCCCAAACAUAAAUCACAAGAAGGAUCGACAGGUCCACAUUACAGUCAGAGAUAUAAAAGGCAAAUCAAGAGGUGUGCUUUUCCCUCUAAAAGGAGUCAGACUUGGAAAUCUUAAGGAUUCCACCAUGACGGUCUCCUACACGCUCAAGGUUGCCAAUGCUAAGUUUGGAGGUUUCUCGAAGCUGCUCUUCAGAUGGAAAGGAAGCAUUUACAAGCUUCUCUACAGAGAAUUUCUGGUUUUCUGCUUACUGUACACCUUUAUCAGUAUUCUGUACAGGUGUGUCCUUAAUAACAAUCAACAGGAGAUAUUCGCGAGACUAGCACGUCAUUGUAACAAGUUUGCCAAACUCAUCCCCAUGUCAUUUGUUCUUGGGUUCUACGUCACUCAAGCAUUUCAGCGCUGGUGGGGUCAGUACACCAGCUUUCCCCUGCCUGAUAACCUGAUGAUGGUGGUCUCUGGAAACGUCCAUGGUACAGAUGAAAGAGGUCGUCUGUUGAGGAGAACUCUGAUGAGAUAUGCUAACCUGUCAUCUGUCCUCAUACUGCGUUCCAUCAGCACACGAGUGCGCAAGAGGUUUACAACUCUGGAGGACAUUGUGGAGGCAGGAUUCAUGACCACAGAUGAGCUCAGGAAACUAAACCAUCUGUACUCAGACUUCAACAAAUACUGGAUGCCGCUUGCAUGGUUUGCCAACCUGGCGUCUCAGGCCAGAAAAGAAGGGCGUGUGAAAGAUGAUAUAGCAUUGCGUCUGCUAAUGGAUGAGCUGAAUAACUAUAGAUCAAAAUGCAGCAUGCUCUUCCACUAUGACUGGAUCAGCAUUCCCUUGGUGUACACACAGGUGGUGACUGUGGCCGUGUACUCCUUCUUUACAUUUAGUCUUAUUGGGAGGCAGUUUGUGAAGCCUGCAUCUUCUGAAGAACACCUUGACCUGUACAUCCCCAUUUUCACUUUACUGGAGUUCUUCUUUUAUGCUGGAUGGUUAAAGGUAGGGGAACUUAUCAUCAACCCGUUUGGAGAAGAUGAUGAUGAUUUUGAAACCAACCAACUCAUAGAUCGAAACAUUCAGGUUUCUAUGCUAGCCGUAGAUGACAUGCACCAGAAUCUUCCUCCUCUUGAGAAGGACAAAUACUGGGUGGAUAAAGGUCCUUCAUAUCCUUCGGCUUCUAUGAAGCCUGUUUUCAUGGGUUCUACACAUGACAUGAGGAUACUUGAGGAUGAUCUUGAAGAAUGCGUGUCAACCCCCAAGACUCAGAUGCUUGCCAUUAAUGUGUGGCCGACUACACACAAAGUGAAAAAGUCGAAAAGGAGUUUGCAACAAUUAUGUAUUUGCUGCAGAGCUGAAGGUGAGGAUGACUGCUCUAAACUUGAACCUUCCAAUAGCAGCGUCCAUUCACCACAACACAAGACUGUUCAACACAGCUGCCAAGAAAAACUCUUUGGGUCACAGGAAACUACAGGACCAGCAAACUGAGACCUAAAAGGCAAAUGUGCAACCCCUGUUUGAUUUUGCCUGCUGAUGUUAGGAUACAUCCUUUCAAACUUGUGCAGUCUACUAUUGCUUAAAUUAGGGGUGCCUAUGUUCCUGAAGAGUUCAGCUCCAACCCCGAUUAAACACAAAAUCAACGAAGUAAGAUCUAGAGCAGUGGUUCUCAAACUGUGGUACGUGUACCACCAGUGGUACGCAGGCUUCCUUCUAGUGGUACAC